Molecule: messenger RNA, 1452 nt
Organism: Setaria italica (foxtail millet)
Lineage: Eukaryota; Viridiplantae; Streptophyta; Magnoliopsida; Poales; Poaceae
Product: splicing factor U2af small subunit B
Exons: 2
Coding region: 269-1189 (306 amino acids)
Biological process (GO): mRNA splicing, via spliceosome
Cellular component (GO): U2AF complex; spliceosomal complex
Molecular function (GO): metal ion binding; pre-mRNA 3'-splice site binding
Source: RefSeq, a predicted model, not a curated record
UUUUGUUUUCCUCGGGGAAAAAAAAAAUCUCCUUCCGUUCGUUCUGCCCUUCAGCCCGAGGAGCGGAGGAGGAGGCGUCGAGGGCGACGGCGGCGCAGCGCAGCGCCGCGCUGGUGUCCACGCGGCGGAGGCGGCCCUCGCAGGUGGGAAUCCUUGCGCCUAGAAGAGAAGGGAUCCAGAAAAAGUUCAGAAGCCGCCGCCCGCCUCGUCCGGCACCAAACCCUAAGCGGGUUCAACAACGAGGUUUAGUGUCAGUCGGAGCUGAAUCAUGGCGGAGCACUUGGCUUCGAUCUUUGGCACUGAGAAGGACAGGGUGAACUGCCCUUUUUACUUCAAGAUUGGGGCUUGUCGUCAUGGGGAUCGCUGCUCCCGUCUGCACAACAGGCCAACCAUAUCUCCGACUCUUGUGCUUGCUAACAUGUAUCAGCGCCCUGAUAUGAUAACCCCUGGAGUUGAUGCUCAAGGCCAACCCAUUGAUCCUGAGAAGAUGCAGGAGCAUUUUGAGGACUUCUACGAGGACAUCUAUGAGGAGCUGGGCAAGUUUGGUGAGAUUGAGAACCUGAAUGUCUGUGACAACCUUGCUGACCACAUGAUAGGGAAUGUCUAUGUCCAGUUCAGGGAGGAAGAACAGGCAGCUGCGGCAUACAAUGCUCUUCAGGGCCGCUUUUACUCUGGCCGCCCGAUAAUUGUGGAGUUUUCUCCUGUGACUGACUUCCGUGAAGCAACCUGUAGGCAGUAUGAGGAGAACAGCUGCAACCGUGGUGGUUACUGCAAUUUCAUGCAUGUGAAGCAGAUUGGGAAGGAUCUCAGGAGGAAGCUCCAUGGGCGCUCCAGUUCCAUGAGGUACCAUGGGAGAAGCAGAAGCCCCCCGCCUCAAAGGAGGGGCCAUCGUGAUCGUGAUGACUACCAUCGUGGCCGUGAUGAUUACCGUGGUGGUGGUGGUGGUGGCGGACGGGGUAGAGGCAGCAGGCAUGACAGGUAUGAUGACGGAGGGGGCAGAGGUGGCAGGCACGAAAGGUACGAUGAUGGAGGGGGCAGAGGUGGCAGGCACGACAGGUACGAUGAUGGAGGAAGGCGCAGGCAUGGUAGCCCACCCCCUAGGCGUGGGAGGAGCCCAGUCAGGGAGAGCAGCGAGGAGCGCAGGGCCAAGAUUGAGCAGUGGAACCGUGAACGCGAGGCAAAGCAGUGAGGUCCCUGCGGCAAGCUUUCUCGAGACGAGCAUUGUUUGCUGGAGUUGUUGCUUAGCUCGUCGUUUACCGCUAUAUUCUAAGUGGACCUGUGUUGGUUGAUAUUCUGCUUGGUUAAGUAACCUUAAGUGCAGGAUUGCUCAGUUUAUUUCAGUUAAUCGGACAUGUAAACUUGAAAUAUUUAAACAUCUGUAUUGCGUCGGAUUAUUUGUUGUCGAAAGCUAUCAUUUGCGGUGUUAGUGUCAAGUCAGACUUGUCAUUCGAA